AUCUGAGAGUACAUUUAGUUCUCGCAUAAUUCGCAAAGUAUUUUUCACAGUAGCUACUAAAUGAUCUCAAUUCUUUCGUGUUUUCCUUCGUUCGUAGUUUCUGUGUUUGCGUUAAACAUAGCUAUUAAGGAGAUUUGUAGAUUUUGUCCUCCGGUAGUCAAUUAGUUUCUACUAGUUAAUAAUGUUUUGUCAAAAGGCAUAUUAAUUAGGUAUUUGAAAUGACAUCAACUAUAGUCAAAUUUAACUAUCGAUGAAACAACGAGGCCUAAUGACUCAUUUUAUGUUUUCUGAUUCCAAAGCUCGACAUAGAGACAUGGAAUCGCUUGGCCAAAUAGAAUUUUACGUACAGCGACACCAGUUCCAUCAGUUUACACAACUAACGAACGAAAAGAGAUAGACCAGUGUUUCUUUAACACUCCAUCAAAAGUUUCCAAUCACUGCCUCGAUAAAAAAAAUGGUUAAAAUCAAUAAAGAUGAAUGUUUGCACGUAGUCAUAGCGAAAUGAAACGAGAUUGGAUAUCCGCCAAUAGCUGGCUAUAUUUGUAGAACGCCAUGACAACGGUACGCACCUGUGCCGUAAAUGUUUGGUCAAUACAUCAAGCUAUCAUAAACCUGUACCACAAUGAAUCAGGACGCGAAGAAAAUAUCGAAUAGCAUUUAUGGAAGAGUUAACGCGCCCGCUGUUGAAAGAUGUCGCGUAAACUUUUGCACGGACUUAGAAAAGUCCGUACUGAUGAGCAAUUUCGAGAGACGUGGCUGGAAUCAAGUUGGGCCCGAUGACGAGUGGAACUUCUACUGGGCUUCCACACAGACGUGUAGAAACCUUUUUAGUGUCGAGAGUGGCUACCGCAUGAAUGAUAACCAAAUGAUCAAUCACUUUCCGAACCAUUACGAGCUCUCGAGAAAAGAUUUACUAGUAAAAAACAUAAAAAGGUAUAGAAAGGAAUUAGAAAGGGAAGGUAGUCCUUUAGCAGAGAAGGCUGAAGUUGUUCUACACGGUGGGCAGGUCGUUACUAGGUACGUGCAUUUGGAUUUCGUACCUAUCACUUUUGUUCUACCAGCGGACUACAACAUGUUCGUCGAGGAAUAUCGAAAAUCUCCACAGAGUACUUGGAUUAUGAAGCCGUGUGGGAAAUCCCAAGGUACGGGAAUUUUUCUUAUAAACAAACUAUCGAAGCUGAAGAAAUGGUCCCGUGAGGCGAAAACUCCCUUUCACCCGCAACUGAGCAAAGAAAGCUACGUGAUUUCCCGUUACAUAGACAAUCCUCUACUAAUAGGGGGCAAAAAGUUCGAUCUGAGACUCUACGUGUUGGUAACUUCAUUUAGACCCCUAAAGGCUUAUCUGUUCCAACUCGGCUUUUGUAGGUUUUGCACCGUGAAAUACGAUACGAGUGUAACCGAGUUAGACAAUAUGUACGUACACCUGACGAAUGUUAGCGUGCAAAAGCAUGGAGGUGACUACAACAGUAUCCACGGGGGGAAAAUGAGUGUGCAGAACCUGCGUCUAUUUUUAGAGGGAAGUCGUGGAAGAGCUGUUACAGAGAAAUUGUUCGCAGCGAUGCAGUGGCUAAUUGUUCACUCGUUGAAAGCUGUAGCUUCUGUUAUGGCAAACGACAGACAUUGUUUCGAGUGUUACGGCUACGAUAUCAUUAUAGACAACCAAUUGAAACCGUGGCUAGUUGAAGUGAACGCUUCACCUUCGCUGACAUCGACGACAGUAAAUGAUAGAAUCUUAAAGUACAAGUUAAUUGACAAUAUAAUAUCCGUCGUGCUUCCCCCGGAUGGGGUACCAGAUGUGCGAUGGAAUAAAUUGCCAAGUGCCGAAGCAUUAGGUAAUUUCGAUUUGUUGAUUGAUGAAGAACUUUUGGAGAAAGAUGAGCCAACUUCGGGGAGCCGUAACAGCAAGCACAGAAAGAAUUGAAAAUAUAUUUUCUUACAUUGACUUUGAUUUAACGUGCGGACCUAUUUACGCAACAAAAUGUGAGGUACUUUUAUCUUUAUAAUAUUAGAAUGAGAUUUACUUUCUUAUAAAGUUUUUUGUACAACGCAAGUAUUACUCAUUUUUGAAAAUUAAAAGUCUUUUUACACCAUAACUCGUGUUAACACCGAUAUGACGUCAGUAACUAACCUAAAUGAGCUCAUGAAAGUCCACAUUAAAGUGCAUCAAAGGACGGCGCUUGUGAGGGGUUGUGCACAUGCCGCCAUUAGCAUUUUAAUGUUUGCCGGUGCCGUGGAAAAAUAACACCGGAGGCCAUUUUAUAUGCAAACAAGUAGUUUGCUUGGUACUUUUAUUAACUGUGGACAUUUCUGUCAAUUAAUAAGAGGAGCAGUAGGUAAUAUUUAUAAAAAGAAAAGUCUAGUUUUAAUUUUUAAAAUUUUUAAGCGCACCGGUUAUGGAAUUUUGUGUAAUAAUAAGAUGGUGAUGUUUGGAUUAGAUUUACUGUUUAAAGAUACGUAAUUACACAGAUAUUCAGCUUAGCAGUUACAACAAAUGAUUAAUCUAAAUUCCUGUUCUUGAUUUUCGUUCUCGUUAAUUUAAUUUAUUCGUCUCAUUCUCAUAAUUAUUAUGAAGUACUACUAGUUUUAGUAAUUAUUUAUUUUGAUAGCAGAACAAGUAUUACUGAUGCAUUGUUGCGUAAUCUAUCUUCUGAUAUAUUUGCUUAGGUACCUAUCAUUCGUUAUUGUAAACUUUUUCUGUAAGUAC
Molecule: messenger RNA, 2704 nt
Organism: Chilo suppressalis (striped riceborer)
Lineage: Eukaryota; Metazoa; Arthropoda; Insecta; Lepidoptera; Crambidae
Source: the annotation of a GenBank genome assembly